Molecule: messenger RNA, 132 nt
Organism: Cicer arietinum (chickpea)
Lineage: Eukaryota; Viridiplantae; Streptophyta; Magnoliopsida; Fabales; Fabaceae
Source: the annotation of a RefSeq genome assembly
AUGGAAACAGCAACCCUAAUUGCCAUCUCUAUAUCUGGUUUAAUUGUAAGUUUUACUGGGUAUGCCUUAUAUACUGCUUUUGGGCAACCCUCUCAACAACUAAGAGAUCCAUUCGAAGAACAUGGAGACUAG